AUUUAGUAACCUAAAAGAUAAAUAAAAACAAGGAAAGUCGACCCUUAAAUUUCAGUAAAAAAAUAAUAACAAAUUUUUAUAUGCCAUCAUGUCGUUAUUAAUUUUUCUUGAAUUGACAUAGGCCCUAUGUACCUAAUCAUUUUUCAAAUAAUUAUUAAGGCCUUAUUUCUAAGCUUUUUCUAAAGUAAAAACAAAAACUUCGUUUCUAUAGCAACACAAUGAAAAGAAAAGUUUGUUUGAUCGAAGCAUUUGAAUCGGAUUUCAAUUCGGUGAAAACGAGUUUCGAAAAGCAAGUUAUAAAAAAAUAUAAAGACUCGGACAAAAUGUACAAAAAUACGAUUUGGUACAAAUCUUUAUUGGAUGCUGAGAAAACGUCCUUGAAAGAAGACAAAAUUCGUAAAAUUCACUAUAAAUUUGAAGAUGAUAGAGAAAUGGUUGAGGAAUACAACGUAGACACGCAUGUCCUGCUGAGGAGAUCUUGGAAGGUAAAGGGAAAGCUAGGAAGUGAAGGGAAAUGGGAUGUGGAAAUUGGUGACCCUAUACCAGAUGGAAUACAGUCAAUUGAAUCCACUGAAAUAGUGGAAUCAAAAGAUCAGCCUAUAGUGAUGAGACGUAAUACAAGAGUCAACUUAGAAUGGAGAAUAAGAAAUCUUCCAUAUCCCAUUGAAACCUACUGUAUAAAGGCCAAUAAUGAAGAUAAAUUUAUCAUUUUAAGUACAACAAAUAAAAAAUAUUAUAAAAAGCUUCAAAUCCCUGAAUUAACAAGAUUGGGUUUGAGCAUUGAACAGGCUAACAUUCAAUCGUCACAUAAGUACAACACCUUAAUUAUAAUGUACAAGAAACCUCAACAACUAUUAGAUAUGGAAAAGGAUUGGUAUCAAGAGUUGGAUAAAGUAAAACCAGUGAAAGAUAUACCAAAUGAAUGCAAAACACAAUAAUAGUAUUAAAUUGUAUGAAUUAUAAUUUUAAUACCUA
Messenger RNA from Pieris napi, 975 nucleotides. Its product is annotated as protein DPCD. The coding region runs from base 219 to 938 and encodes 239 amino acids. Lineage: Eukaryota; Metazoa; Arthropoda; Insecta; Lepidoptera; Pieridae. The transcript is spliced from 3 exons. The record is from RefSeq and is a predicted model, not a curated record.